UACGUAAUUAUGUAUACGUAUUUAUGUUACGUAUACGUAAUAUAAAAUUUACUAAUAACUACAUAUUUUUGUGUGUAUAAAAUUUGGAAAAUAUUCUUCUGUCUUAACUUUUAAAUAUCCGCAGUAAUAUAAAUCCUAGUAAAUGUAUAACAAAAGUUUGAAAAGGUAAAGUUUUCUGUACAAAAAGCAGCUCUUUAAAAAUAGUGCCCUUUACAAAUAUUAAAAAAUUCGUAAAAUUCCACAAUAGGAAAAUUUCAACUAAUUUUUCCCGAGAUCAGCAAUCUACAAAUAAAAAGUUGUAAUUUGUAAAUAUUGGCUUUUAUGUAUAUAUUGUUUUGUCUUAUCUUAUCUAUUAGAAAACUUGAUAUUUGAUAAUCAAACUAGUCAUUGCACUAAGAAAAACGAUCUAGUAAGCUUGGGAAUAUUUUGACAUUUAAAUAUUAUUAGUUCAAGUUUAAUUUAUGAUGAUGUUUUGGCAGUAAUGAAAAUCCGGUCUUAAAUAAUAUUGGAAUUUCUUUUAAAAUAUUGUUUAGUUUUUCUUUUUGCUUUGUUAAGUAGUUCCGAGACCUUUGCAAGUCACGUGCCCGACUGACAUUAUCCAAAGCGCAAUUAUGCGCAUAUCUGUCAGAUACAGAUACAUUUACGGCCCGCAUACAGGUGUACCUUUCUAUUAUAAUAGAACGCCGGAGCGAGACAGACAGACAGAGAGAGAGAGGCGCCUAUCUUAUCGGACUUUGUUCGCCGAGCGCUUAUCACAUGGCCCUUGACACACCUGUUCGCCGCCCCCUCUUUUCCCUCCUUUUUUUUCCACCAGCCGCCGAUAAGUCUUGGCCAAAAGCCAGCGCCGCGUUAUGAUAUGACAGUUGGCCUAAGGCCUCUUUAUGGAGCAAAUAUCUUCGCCGCCGGUGCUCCCGUAUCCACGUGGAUAUCCCGCCCUAUCCGAUCCCAGAAUGUCCAACGUACCGCCCUACCUGGUCUUCUUCUUUCUGGCCAUCAUCUCCUGCGGGGUUACCUUCUGCUGCCUGAGAUUCUGCCUUUGGGUGUGCUUCGAGGCCAGGGAUUCCAGGAGUCGCCGACGAAGACGUGACCGCCAAGGCAAUGUGUUCAACGUGCCGGAGGAGCCUUCCGGCAAUCGCUAUGGCGACAUAUUCUUCAUUGAGCCAGGGAGCGUAGAGGCCAACCGCAUCCGCGAUCAACUGGAAAAGGACGAGAAGGAUUUGCCCAGCUACGACGAGGUGAUGCGCAUGUGCAACCUGACCACGCCCACGGCAGCGGCAGCGGGGACACCGCAGUCGCCCCUGGGUGAACCCGGUCCCAUUGGGAUUGCGGCACUGCCGGCUCCUCCAUACUCGGAGACCGAUCCUCAGGCGGCCGCCGGAGGAGCCACGGUCAUUGCGAUGGAGCCGAUGGAGCCCUCCACCUCCCGAGCCGCACAGAUCCCGCCCAGCUCUGGCUCCGGCCCACCUGCUCCUCCGCCAACCGCGGUGUGAUCCGCCGGAGUCACGGGGAAACGGAACUGAAGCAUUCGCCGUGCCACUCUGGGCCACACAGAUGACAGUUUGUGUGCGCUUUCAGUACAGAAAUGAACUUGUGUGAUCUUAUUGAGUACUACAUACCUAGUUAAGCGGUAGAGAUUAAGCGUCAGCUAUUGUAAAUACAUAUUUUAAGAGUCUAGGAUGAAAA
This is a messenger RNA of Drosophila rhopaloa, 1683 nucleotides long. RefSeq lists its product as uncharacterized. The coding region runs from base 882 to 1490 and encodes 202 amino acids. The record is from RefSeq and is a predicted model, not a curated record. NCBI's taxonomy places the organism in Eukaryota, Metazoa, Arthropoda, Insecta, Diptera, Drosophilidae. The transcript has 2 exons.